AUGGCUCUCAAAACCUUCCUGGCGAGUCUCCUGCUCGCGGCGCCCCUGGCCGUCGGCCAUCCGGGCAAGGAGGAGGCGUUUGCACACGCAGCACAGCCCCUCGAGCGCAAGUCGCUCGCACACUGCGAGAGGGAGUUCUCGCACCCGGAGUUCAUCAAGAAGACGGUCGAGAUCCAUGGGCGCGAACUGGCGCGGUUGCGGCGGUCGCUGGGCAUCGAGGUUGACGAGAAGCCCAAGAUCCGCCCCCGCGACUACAUCUCGGUGUCUCGCAUCGACCACAAGAGCAACAAGACGGUGUCCAAGGGCAUGGAUCUCAGCACGCUGUUCUCGGACUCGGGCGCGUGCAUGCUGAUGCCUUCGGUCGACCAGGGGCCGUUGUUUCUUGCUGACGACAGCCCUCCAGACGUGAAGGGAGAGGAGAUCAGGAAGGACAUUACGGGUGGAGAGCAGGGCAUCAAGUUGACGCUGGCCAUCCAAGUGGUCGACUACAAGACCUGCCAGACCGUGCCCAACGCCUACGUCGACAUCUGGAGCUCCAACUCGACCGGCAUCUAUGUCGGCGUGCAGGGCUACCCGGGGAUGGGCGACCCGAACGACGCUUCCAUCCUGAAGGGCACAACCCUCCGCGGGGUCCAGCCGACCGAUGACCACGGCGUGGCCUCGUUCGACUCCCUCUUCCCGGGCCACUAUGAAGGACGCGCGACCCACAUCCACGCAAUCGUCUACCUCGGCGCGCAAAAACAACCCAACAACACCAUCACCGGCGGUCGCGCCGCGCACGUCGGGCAGCUCUACUUCGACCAGUCGCUCAUCACGGCGGCCAAUAAACUGCCCCCCUACUCCACCAACAAGAUGGGCAUCACGCCCAACACGGCCGACUUUCUCUUCAUGCAGGGGGCCAACGGCGACGACCCGAUCGUGCGGUACGCGCUGGUCGGCGGGGACCUGUCGCAGGGCCUGUUCGCGUGGAUCCGCUUCGGCAUCAACCAGCAGGCCAGUAAGAAUGUCAACCCGGCUGCGUUCUGGACCGAGAAGGGCGGCGUGAUGAAUCCCAAGGGGCCUAUUAGCCAGCUGCCUGGUGGUGGAGGUGGGAGGAGGGAAGAAUAA
Messenger RNA from Chaetomium strumarium, 1107 nucleotides. RefSeq names its product Intradiol ring-cleavage dioxygenase. The transcript is spliced from 6 exons. The coding region runs from base 1 to 1107 and encodes 368 amino acids. Gene Ontology annotation, molecular function: oxidoreductase activity, acting on single donors with incorporation of molecular oxygen, incorporation of two atoms of oxygen; ferric iron binding. Lineage: Eukaryota; Fungi; Ascomycota; Sordariomycetes; Sordariales; Chaetomiaceae. The record is from RefSeq and is a predicted model, not a curated record.